AUGUUCAAAUUUAACUUCAAAAUAUUUAGUCGUAAAGUACAUCUUGAAAAAUAUCAAAGAAUCCUGAAACGAUCUCCACCAAUAAAAAACCAACAACGAGCUGACUUCAUUUCAAAAAUACAACAAUUACCUGAAAAAGAAGUAUUAUUAGCAACCAGUCUUAUAUCAAAUAUGUGA
Messenger RNA from Ambispora gerdemannii, 177 nucleotides. NCBI's taxonomy places the organism in Eukaryota, Fungi, Glomeromycota, Glomeromycetes, Archaeosporales, Ambisporaceae. The record is from the annotation of a GenBank genome assembly.